CAACAACAACAACAACAACAACAACAACAACAACAACAACAACAACAACAACAACAACAACAACAACAACAACAACAACAACAACAACACGGCAGUCGGCAGACUUCACCGAGGGCCGCUAACUUCACCCGUCCUCCCCACUGCCACUACUCUAACGCCUUUUGUUCGGCGACGGCGGGAGUUUCUGUUUCUUGUGGCCACAGGCCUGGCUGCGGCCGGUGAUUUUAACAGUCAGGAUGGACUUGGCCGAGGCUUGGACAUCCCUGAAGGCAGCAGUAGUACAAUUCUACCAAGAUGGGAUGCAAAAAGACAAUGUUCAAGAAAUAAUCUCCAUAAUCAGUAACAGUAUUCAGUUCAAAAAGAGCUGGUAUGUCCCUCCUCCAGGAUCCUCCCAAGAGCAAGUGCAGCAUCAUACAGCGUUUUGCACUUGGAUGCUGGGCAGGCUCUUUUGUGUUCUUGGUAGGGACUCUCUCUCUGAUUCUCAUGCAUCAUAUGUUCAGACUCAAAUAGAAAUAUUAAAUGCUUGUGCUGAAAAUCAGUUUAUGAUCAGGACUUUCUUUUUGGAAUACAUGUCAUGCUUGACUGACUUGUUAGCCAUUCAAACCUCCGAGACAUUCAGUAAGACCAUGAGUGGACCACAAUUGCUAAAAAGAUUUACUCCACAGACCUUAGAAUCUCUAGAGAAAUUAAAUUUAACACCCAAGUACAUUCUUGUUCAAUCUGAGGCUCAUUUGAGCUCUUUACAAAAGUAUUUAGUUCAGAUAAUUGAAGCAAUGAUCCCAAACAUUGCACUGAAAUAUAACCACCUUCUGGAAAAGUGUUGGUUGAUCUUAUGUGAGUUGACCCAAGUGGCUACCCCUCAUCUAAAAAUGAUCGUCCUCAAUACUUUUUCAAAUAUAAUAUCUUACUCUGGUUAUCACUCAAGAGUUGCUUUAUUAGAAUUAUGUCAUACUCUUCAAACAGUGACUCAGUUUAUCUCAGUUAAUUUACUUGACAAAGCUGAGUCAGAAGUUGUUCAGCUCCUUGUUAAGAGUGUAGGAAAUCUAGUUGAUGUGAUGAUAUCAACAGGUUCUUGUGAUAAUGAUUUGCCGAGAAUCAAUGAUCUGUUAACUAUUUUACAUUCUGUGAUAAAUUUUUGGGAUGUUGAGGGUAAAGAAAAGGCAGGAUUCUACAAUGCAUGCAAAAACGUUUCAUACCUAAUAGAUGCAUUUCCUCUCUUAUCCAUCAAAUCAGAACAGUUCUGCUUUUUAUUAAGAAGAUAUGAAACUCAGUCAUGUUCUGUGAAUAUUUUAGUAAAAUGUGUGUACUUGAAAGUUGUUAAUCACAUUAAAUCAACUCGUCAAUUCCUAGCAAUAUACAAAUCCGAAAAUAAUGUCCUUGGGGAUAAUAUCAAUGAACCUCUUCUAAUAAAUGCUGUCUCAUCCAUAUCAUUCUGGUCAUAUCUUCACAACCAGUUGUGUGAUGAAAUGGCUGCACUGCUGCCCAAUUUUCCCUCACAACCUUCAAAACAAGUAUUCAAAGAAAUUUGUGAUGUAAUAGGAAGAGUAAAGACAAUGGUUCAGUGUGCCGUAGAAGUUGAAAUGCUGUGUACAACAGAUACAGAAAUUGGGAAACUGAAACCUUCCCUUUUGUUCUUUCCGGAUACUGUUGGAGACAUUAUUUCAUUAUUUUGCUCGGUCAUUUGGAAGCUUGUUCACCUUAAAAAAGAAGAUACCAUGGUGUGGUAUUUUGAGGAUAUUAUCAGAUCUAUUAUUCUCUCUCUUAGAUAUAUGUUCCUGUUGCCUGAAGUAGUAUCUUCUCAAGUGGAGAGUGCUAAAGUUGCUACAUCAAUAUCAGCUAUACCAUGGGCUGACUGCAAAUGUAAAGCAGAUUUUCAGUCAGAAUUUAGUGAAGUUUCUAAAUUAUUUCCUGAAGUCAAUUCCGAAGACAUGAAAAUUCUAAGUUUACACACACUAGCUUGUAUACCUUGCUCAGAGGCCUACAUUUGGAAAGCCUCAAUGUUUUCAGAGAUAGUUACUGCUUCACAUGAGAAAAACAAUGUGAGGAUUGCAGUAGAAGCGGUUCGAGCCCUCCCUGUCCUUCUCUUAGAUCAAAGCCAGCAGCAAUAUGAAUACUUGCAUAAUGUGCUGCUUCCCGCUUUAGAAUCAACCAAUGAAACCAUUUUGACCGCAGUAUCAAGUAUAUUUCCGUCAAUUGUAUGUGUGUUAUCAGGAGAUAUUGCACCUGUGAGCUUUUCUGGGAAUGGAAACAAUCUGGAAAGAGGUUUUGCUUGCCUUUCAUGUGAAAAAGAUUUUGUAGGCCCUGCUUUAGAAGCCAGUAAUGUUCUUCCAAAAUUCAAAGAAAUUCUCAACAAAUUCAUCACUUUGCUGACUUGUCAGUUUGUGACUGUUAGAAGAAAUUUGGCUGCUUCUCUUUGUUCUUUAGUUUUACAUCUUCCCGCCUUGUAUCAACCUGAAACUGUUUUAAUUUUGAUGAAGUAUGCUGAGGAUGACGACUGUCAAGUUAGAUUAGCAUUUUCUAAAAUGGUGAAGUUUCUCAUAUUUUCACGUGACUGGAUGGAAGGGAAAGGAGUUGAGUCAGAACAUCUGCGUGAGGAGCACAUACCACUUACUCAGGCAGACCGGGUUGAAUUAACCCAAUCUCGCCCUAGGCUCAAUCGUGUGCUUCAACUGCUAUACAAUUCGUUAAUAACUAGUCUUAAUGAAAAGGGCAGUGCUGACUAUGAUGUGCAGGGUACUAUUCUGGCAACAAUAGUUGAUAUUGGAUGUGUGCCUUUGGAUUGUGUGCUGCUUCCUGUGCUGAAAAUGGUUGUGAUAGGUGUUUCUCAUCCUGCAUUUACACAGCCCUCAAUUGGUCUGGUAUACUUAAAGCAAAUUGCUGUUGCUCACAAUACUACUGUUGGAAAUCUCUAUCGUCGCUUUCAAUCUGAUUUAUGUGAAGUAAUGAUAGCAUCAGUGGGAAUGAAUUAUCAUUCUGGACAGUUAUCUAAAGUUGGAAACAAAGUUGUCUAUAGCUUUGGAUUUGAAUCCAUUGGAUCAUGGCUGAGAAUGUCUGUGAAAUAUGUUUUACCCACCCUUAUGGUGUUGGUUGUAAAGUUUGACGAUCAAAAGCUUCUGAAAGAAAUGCUUGAUUUCUUUCCUUGUUCAAAAGCUGAUCUGAUAAAAGAAAAUUUUCAGUUCAUAUACUCUUAUGUAUUUUUAAAUGAGACUGAUGAAGUUGUUGAGAGUUGUGUUAAACUGAUGGAAGAAAUGGCAGGAAUAAGUGGUCAACAGCUCAUCAUAUCAUCUUUCCGUACUGCACAUGCUGAAUUUCUCCUUCACUACCAUUGCAAAAAAGAGCGAGUUGAGGAAGGCAUCUGCAAACUGAUUUACUUAUUGGACAAUCAAUCUAAUAAUUCUAUUAAAAAGAACACACUCAAAAAAUCCGACAUUUCAAAGCACCUUGAACCACGAUUUUUAGGUGUUCUUGUUCACUUUGAUUCAUUACUUGAAUCCUCCAGCUCUGAAGAAAGUGACAAAAUCAAAGCCCUUCAGUCUCUUCCACAAAUAAUACGUCUUAUGGGACCUAAAUACAUUACUCCUGUCCGUUUUAAGGUCUUAUCAACAUUAAGAACUGCACUUCGUCUCACACAUUGUGACUUUCCCCAUUACAGCUGUGGAGCCUGGGAAGCCUUCAUACAGAGUGUGGAUAUUUACGAACUUGGUCCUCUGCUUGGUACUGUGGCUGCUUCACUUUUACCUCUCCUCGAACAAUUUCCAGAUGAAAUUUCCACAAUGCUUGAGUGGUUAGUUGUGGAGCAUGAGCAUGAGCUCUCCAAUCAUAUUGCUGAUUUGUUUUUCCUACCAAACACUCCAAAACUUCAUAAUGUGUACCGAAUUGUUAACCAUCAUGUACUGAAAAUGAGACGUGGCUUAAAUGACAGUGAAAAUCUUGCAGAUUACCUUCAACAACCUCUGCGCUUUAUUACUCAUGAUAAUGUUGACAUGCGAAGACAUGGCUUAGAAUAUCUGCUGUCGCUUCUUAAAGAAAAACAAGUGCAGUUUACUAAAUCACUGCUCCAGGAAGAGGUGGUCCAUGAAAGUGUAUCAAAGUUAUUGACCCUUUUGAUUGAGGGUUGUCGAGAUACUGAUCAGAACAUUCAACUCUUGUGUGUUCAAAAUUUGGGAAUGCUAGGAGCUCUGGACCCUGGUCACCUUCCUCACAAAAAGCCUGAGAGAGGAAUGCCGCAAAUUUCCUCUGUAGAUGAAGAUUCAUUCGCAGUUCAAGCUUUGACAACAUUAUCAAAAGCUUAUCAGGCAGCCAGAAACACCAGGAAUCUUGAUUCAUUUGCUGUUGCGAUACAGGAACUUCUCAGGACUUAUAAUAUUUCCUCUCAAACAUCUCAAGGCAAAAAAACUUUAUGGGAUUCCUUUCCUGUAAAUAUACAACAAGUAAUGGCACCUUUAGAAAACUCUUCCUACUACAUGACAACCUUAGACUCUGAUUUUGUAUGGCCUCAUCCGUUGUUUGGAACACGAUAUGCUUCAUCAUUGACUUAUUGGGCUCAUACUUGGGCAUGUCGAAUUGUAAAAUUUAUUGAUAAUGCCAAAGCUAAAGAAGUGUUUACAGUCUGCAUACCAAGCCUGAAAACAGACAUAAACUGUGUUCUAUUUUUCUUGCCAUUUAUUUUGAUGUAUGCUGUAAUUUCGGGACAUGAAGAACAACACAAAAUGAUGGUGGAAGAAAUGAAUUUUGUUAUACAGCAACGGAGAAUCAUCGAAGAAGAGAAAAAAGAACUGCAAAAUGGAAGUGAGAAAUUUCAGCUUAGGAUGGAUGCUUCUAUUGUCCUUCCUCAAACAGUGGAUUCGGACAGUGCCACCCAUGCUUUGUGUGCCAAAACAGUUUUUAGUUUGCUGAAUUUUUGUGAGAAAUGGGUAGGGUUCUCAAAGCAAAAAAAGGACAAAAGCAAAAAGAGCACAACCAUAAAAGUAGGAAAUGCUGAAAGCUUUUUGGCUCAAUUUUCUAAGUUGGAUUUGGCCUAUGGCAAUUAUGGUGUUAAAGAAUAUGCGAGAGCUCUAAUGUACUUGGAGGACUAUUUGAUGGAGAAUAAGAACCUGAUAAAUAAUGAAGAGCACUUAAUUUUUUUGCAGCGAAUCUAUGCUCAACUUAAUGAACCAGAUGGAAUGAAAGGUGUAAUUGCCAUUCAAUGUAGCCAACCAAAGUUGUUGGAAGGUGUUGUUUAUCAAGAGGUUACAGGACAGUAUCAGGAAGCCCUUGCUUGCUAUGAAUUACUUGCAGAGCAACAUACUGUUGAUGCUCAAAUAGGUAUGAUUAGAUGCCACUUAAGUAUGGAUCAACCGUAUGCAGCCUUGCAUAUUGCUCAAGGGGCAACUUCACAGAAUCAAGAGCGUCGGAGUGCUUUUCUGGAAGCUCAAGCUGAAUGCUUCUGGAGAAUGAACAGCUUUGAUCAUUUGGAAACUGUCCUGAAAGACCGUCAACUUGAGAAUUCAACAGCUUGGGGAGUUAGUAUUGGUAGAUGUUUUCUAAAUGUGAAACAUGGAAAUGAAUCAUCGUUUAAGCAACACCUUUGCUCAACCAGAAGUUUUCUCAGCAAAGCAUUGAGUACUACUAGUUUGGAGACUGGAAGCUAUUUACAGGGAUAUCCUUAUGUCAUCAAACUUCACAUGCUACAAGAACUUGAGGAAGCUUCCAAAGUAAUUGCAACAAUACAGUCAACUGAUAGUUCUGAGCAGUUUUGCUUGGAAGUUGUCAAAAAUCUUGUCAGUAUUUGGAAGGAUCGUUUGGAAUUGGUUCAAGCAGAUUCAUCUGUUCAGGAGCCUUUACUGCGAUUGCGCCGUAAUUUAUUGCAGCUAGCUUGUACUUUUGUUAAAACAAGCCAAUUUUCCCUUUUGGAACUGCUGCAUCAGGAAUUAGCUUCAAGCUGGCUGAAGAGUGCAGAGGUUGCCCGUGUAUCCAAUCGUUACCAACAAGCCUAUAGCUACCUUCUGAAUGCUGAGAAAUACAAGCCAAAAGUACACUUUAUUGAGUUAGCAAAAUUGUACUGGUUCAAAAACGAACAAGACCAUGCCUUAGGAACUCUGCGUCGUGGUCUAGAUGAACACUUUCCGAACAGCAAAUGGUUCAAAAGCGUUGCUCCUGGUGAUAUGGUUGAAGAGAGAAAAAUAUGUGCUGAGGCAAAACUUCUUAUUGCAAAAUACAAUGAUCAAAGUUUAAAUGUUGACUGUGAUGCUAAUGUAUCCAAUUAUAAGGAUGCUGUUGACUGCUAUCAACAGUGGGAACACAGUCAAGCUUCCUUAGCUCAGUAUUAUGAUCGUUUGUUCUCGCAUUCAAGAGAUCCAAAUGACUUUAACUUACAGAAGUGUGAAUUUCAGAAGUGGGCAGUCGUUUCGUACACCAAAUCUUUAAGAUUUGGCUGUAGUUUAAUUUAUCACAGUAUGUCAAGGUUGUUGACUUUAUGGUUAGACUUUGGAAAAAGUUAUCACAUUGCUUUGAAAUCCAAGGCACCAUCAAGUGAACUAAGUCGUAGGAAAACUCACUUGGAUGAAAUGAAUAAGUUCAUAAAACAACAUAUAGAUAUUCUUCCUUCAUAUAUGUUUAUGACAGGAUUUUCACAACUUGCGUCUCGUAUAUGCCAUCCAGUAGCUGAUGUGUACAGAGUAAUUCAAGCAAUAAUAGUGAAGCUUGUGCUCUGCUACCCUCAGCAGACAAUGUGGAUUUUAGUUGCCAUGCAUAGGUCAACAUAUGCCUUGAGGCAAGUUCGAUGCAAAGGUAUUUUGGAGGAUCCACAAAUCAAGCGUGUUCCUAAUAUGCUUCGGUUGACAUCAGACUUUCAGAAAUUGGGUCAGCAGUUAACUGAACUAUGCACAAAGACAGUUCUAAAGAAUGUUCAUUCAACUUCUGUAAGUUUGUUAGCCGAGAAUUUACCAACACUAUUAGCCCAACCUUCAUUCAGUAAAAUCAUGGUUCCCUUACAAACCACACGCACUCUCACACUACCUCAACAAGAACGAAAUUCUCUGACCAUUCAUCUACCAUUUCCUUUAAAAGUACCUUACAUAGCUGGAAUUCAUGAAAAGGUUACUAUCCUCUCCUCUUUGCAAAGACCAAGAAAAAUUACACUCAUUGGAUCAGAUGGAAAAGACUAUGAGAUGAUGUGUAAAGAUAAGGAUGAUUUAAGAUUGGAUGCAAGAGUUAUGGAAUUUAACAGCAUUAUCAAUAAAUAUCUGCAGAAAGAUCCAGCUUCACGCUCUCGCCAUCUCCAUAUUCGCACAUAUAGUGUUGUUCCCCUUAAUGAAGAUAGUGGUCUUAUUGAGUGGGUGCCGAAUUUGAUUGGUUUUAGACCAAUAGUCUCACAACUUCACGCGGAUAUGGGUAUUACCAAUACAAAUCGUGAAAUAAAAAAAUAUGCAGUUGAAAAGGAUUCUACACUUCAGGAAAAGAGAGAUGUAUUUUUAAAGCGACUGUUGCCUCUUCAUCCACCUGUAUUCCAAGAUUGGUUUAGGAACAAUUUCACCGAUAGCCGUAGUUGGUUUGAAGCAAGAAAGUCAUAUGUGCACACUACAGCUGUCAUGAGUAUGGUAGGUUAUAUCCUUGGGCUAGGUGACCGUCAUGGAGAAAACAUUCUCUUCGAUACAACUUGUGGAGAUGCAGUUCAUGUUGACUUCAACUGUUUGUUCAACAGGGGUGAACGCUUUGAAUGGCCAGAGCGGGUUCCAUUCAGACUGACUCAUAACAUGGUGUCAGCCAUGGGACCCACAGGUGUUGAAGGCCCAUUUCGUACAGCUUGUGAAAUUACUCUUCGGGUGUUAAGGGAAUUGCAGGAGACAUUAUUAUCUGUACUUCAACCUUUUGUGUAUGAUCCAAAAGUGGAUCUUAAAAAGGCGCAAGAAGAAUUAACCAAUGACUUAGCAGUGGAAAAUGUACAGAAAAUCAUCCAGCGGCUUGCUGGAAUGGUAAAAAUUGGAUCGAAUAAAAAUGCUCUACAAUUGUCUGUAGAAGGACAAGCACAUUUUCUCAUCCAAGAGGCUGUGAGUGUUGACAAUUUGUGCCAAAUGUACAUAGGUUGGAUGGCGUAUGUGUAAUUAUAGAACAGUUCACAAGAUAAUUAUAUUACAAUUCUUGUGCCUAAGUUUUAAUUACAGUAAUUGGUAUUUCUUUGCAAUGAGAAAUGUUAACAGAACUAAAACAUAAGUAGGUAAAGGCACAGUAGUGAUCAUUCUUAAGUUAUUUAUUUUACAUCUUGUUUCCAUGUUACUCCUUAUAGAAUGCAUUAUUAAGCUGUAUUAUAUAAAAUUUAAUAAAUAAAUAAAUAAGGAAGGAAACCAUU
This is a messenger RNA of Frankliniella occidentalis (western flower thrips), 8326 nucleotides long. RefSeq names its product serine/threonine-protein kinase ATR-like. Bases 237 to 8081 code for a protein of 2614 amino acids. Gene Ontology annotation, molecular function: protein serine/threonine kinase activity; protein binding. The transcript has 45 exons. Gene Ontology annotation, cellular component: nucleus. Gene Ontology annotation, biological process: telomere maintenance; DNA damage checkpoint signaling; protein phosphorylation. NCBI's taxonomy places the organism in Eukaryota, Metazoa, Arthropoda, Insecta, Thysanoptera, Thripidae. The record is from RefSeq and is a predicted model, not a curated record.